Hippocampus comes (tiger tail seahorse) is the source of this 1561-nucleotide messenger RNA. Its product is annotated as G2/M phase-specific E3 ubiquitin-protein ligase-like. Gene Ontology annotation, molecular function: ubiquitin protein ligase activity. Gene Ontology annotation, biological process: protein polyubiquitination. The record is from RefSeq and is a predicted model, not a curated record. Bases 179 to 1411 code for a protein of 410 amino acids. The transcript has 9 exons. NCBI's taxonomy places the organism in Eukaryota, Metazoa, Chordata, Actinopteri, Syngnathiformes, Syngnathidae.
CAAUGGUUACAAUUGGAGAUAAAAAGGCACCCUCUCGGUGUACACGUCAAAAAAGACAGCUGCAUGUAAGUCUAACUCUUUCCAACAGGAGCCAAGCUUAGAGUCAAGUUUGGAUUCUGCACAGUGGCUCAAUGCAGGGACCCCAGAGGUAUUUUACAGAGCGACAUGCUUGGAAUCAAUGAACAGGACUCGUGUGGAUGACUUUUUUAUUGAUGAUUCUGAAGAAGAGAGGUCAGAUGAUGACCUCAUGGCAGUUCCUUAUGAAAAUGACAGUCCUCCAUCAGAAGAAGUGGAUCUUGCCACUAUUUUGAGGACUUUUCACGAGGAUCACAUUUCUGGCAAUCUGGUAUCCACCAUUUGUAUCAGAAGGAGUAAGCUUCUGGAGAGUGCCAUUAAAGCAAUCUCCAGAGUGACUUUCUGUUGGACCCAGUCACCACACAUAGAGUUUGUAGGAGAAGAUGCAGAUGAUAUGGGGGGACCACAGCGGGAGUUUUUCAGACUCCUGAUGAUAGAGGUACAGACCUCCCUUGGAAUUUUUGAAGGAAAGACUGCCCAGGUCUUUCUGAGUUAUGACCAAACAGCUCUAGACCAGCAAAAAUAUUUGAAAGGUGGCAACCUUAUCGCUUGGUCAAUUGCUCAUGGUGGUCCAUGCAUUAAGGCCCUGGAUCCUUGCCUCUUCCAGUUGAUGUGCGGCCAGGAGCCAACACUGGAGCAGUUUGACUGGCAUGUGCUGCCUGACCCAGAUGUGCAAAGCAAAGUCAAAAGGAUUGAACAGUGCAAGACAAAUGAGGACCUGAUAGCACUCCAACGUGACUUGGGGGACUGGAUUUCUGAGUGUGGCAUCCCAGGAAUAUUUAGUGCCAAAGUUGAAGACAUGCCAAAAAUCUAUGCAUAUGUUGUCAAGCAUUACAUCUAUCUCAGAACAGCCAAGAUGAUACACCAGUUCACAGAGGGAAUGAAUGCAUACGGAAAGUUGUGGGACCUUGUCAAGAAAAACUGGAUCGCUUUCUUGCCCCUGUUCACCAACAUGCAGGAACCUCUGUCAAAGGCAGCCUUCAAAGCCAUCCUCACUUAUAAUUACAGUGACAGAGGAACCAAUAAUCGGCAGACAGAGGAGGACACCAUCUACAGCUGGGAAAUGGUUUUGAAUAUGAUUGAGGACAAAAUGGUUGAAAUCAGAUUUGAAGACCUUCUCGUCUUCAUCACUGGGGCAGAUGAAGUUCCUGUCCUGGGUUUCCGCGACAACAUCUGUGUCGAUUUUUAUGACCAGGCGGAGGGCAUGCGACGUUUGCCCUACGCGUCUACCUGCAUGUUGUGUUUGUACCUGCCGAGAGGAGUUACAGAGGAGAACGACCUGCAGCAGAUGCUCUCCCAGGCAAUAGGCGACUCCUUGGGCUUUGGAAAGGUGUAGAGGUAUGAAGAGGAGCAACCCAACAUCCCCGCGAUGGCUCUCACUGUAAAGCCAUGAGUGAGGAGCAGUUCAAUUUGAUCCCUUGUAAUGUCAAGUGCUGGUCUCCCUCGUCUACCUAAAGUAUGGAAAUAAAAGGAUUAAGGAAUUCAA